GAGUAGGCUCAGCUGUUCUAACGAGUCCUGCCAUGCGUAAACCUUAUUUCCGCCUAGUAAUGCAUGAUGGUUACAGGAAUGGGCGCCAUUUUACCGAAUGUUCCCGAAGUUUUUGUGUUCUGAAAUCAUAGUAAUACGUACUUUUACAGCUUUUCAACUGCUUUCAAUUCCUUAUGUAUGACGUCACAUAUCGCUACUGCAUCAGCGAGCACAAUGACCUUGCUGACCCAUGGCAAGGUAACGGCAACAACACAAGCACCCACGACAUCUUCCACUACGAUGUCAUCGCCAGCAAAUCCCCCACCUUCAAAGGCAAGGCUGCUGUUUAACUCCGAUGGAAGUGUAAAACUGAUGGGAGACCUCACCCAGUUCCCAGGGAUAGGGGCAGACAAGAACAGCCACACCCUGGUUCCCACGGUGGGUCCUGAUGGCAAGAUGACCAUGCUUCUAACUCCAUCAGACGGACGUGGAAAAACCUUCAUCCUCAACCCAACCAACGGCGGAAGCCUUCCCAGCCCUAACGUCAUUGUAACACCAAACACGCUUGUUUUGGGGAACAAGUCGGCAAACACUCUACCCUCAACCUCCAUGUACAUGCCAAAAAUACUUCCAACACCAACACAGGUGGCCAGUAAGUUUCCACAAGCCCAACUUAUUCUUUCAGGGGAACAGCUAAAAGUAGCUUCCAAAUCUCCACAAAUAUCUCUUCUGUCCACUUUUAAAAGUGCGCCAGUGCCUACUACCCGUGCAGACGAGUUUGUGACACAUAUGCGGAUUGAUCCUUCGGGCUCUGUUACUUCUACAGUCAGGAUUCCAUGCUCCAGUUCUCACAACUCAACCUCCACGGCUGCAUCCGUGACUCAGUCAGCUCCUGGCACUCUUCCAGGUGCAACCGCGGUGUUGAAACACCUAGCUGAAAAGGUUAGCACCAUUAAGAAAGAACCGGAAGAGAAUACCUCUCAUAGUGAUGCAGCUGGUCCAAGGUCUAGUCAUCCAGGUGGACCCGAGUCCAAAUUGACCAAUGGCAAAGACUUCCCUUGCAAGUUUACCAACAACCAGUGGACUAGACUCAACAGCGUUCUGCCAACCAGCGCUCCUUCCACUGUAGUUGUGCCAAAUCAAGGGCAGACUGGCGUUGGACAUAAACUAGUUAGCACGAGCGCUUUCCCUCAAAGUAUUCCUCGAAGGUACAUGAUUGUACCAAAGAAUACAUCUGGCGCUAUGGAACCGCCUCCCGACCGCCCCCAACCUGCAGGCAAUACGACAGACGUGUUUCCUAUAACCUCCACUGUCACAUCAUCAUCAACAAUGAUCUCUAGUGCUGUACCAACGAUGAUGUUUCCACACAAUUAUGCUGCAAGUUUGAGUGACAAACGUCCCUCUAUGGCGCCAACCAUCAGCACCAAUAUAACUUUGCCUCCCCCACAGCCUUACCCGUUCCUGGGAACCGCCCCCCGGAAGGUUGUGUAUCCAAUGAACUAUGAUCCUGUUAAGAUUGCACCUUCUGUAAAGCCAACACCGACGCCAACUGUUGUAAAACUGUUAUCUACUUCCCCAAAAGAUGUGUGUGACAAAGAAAGUUUGACUGAUGGGUCUGAGAAAUAUUUGGAUGCUAAGACGGGAUGCCUGACAUCUGACCAACUGCAGCAGGGCCCUGCAGACCCCGACGAUGGUGUUUUGUCAAUUAAGAUAGACUCAGUAUUUUCUUUGGCCGUGAAAGAGGAAAAGCCGGUUAAAACUAAAAAGAAACGUUUGAGAAGUAGCACUAGAAAAUGUACUUCAGGGGAUAAAGAUGAAGAUGAGUCUCCAAAGAAACCCGAAGUUGUCAUCAAGCAAGAAGCUGGUGUUGAGUCGGAAGUAAAACCAUCAGCUAGUGAACCUGAAAUUGUCACUUGUCCACCUUCUUAUGUUGUUCUUGAACAGUUGUCACAGAGGCAGAUUGAAAACCCCAAGCGACACAUCAUUAAAUGUUCCAACUACUGUAGAGUCAGGACAUUGAACUUUCUGUGUACACUUGGCUUAGUAAACUGUGAGCCAACAGUGCACAUUAGAAAAUGUGCAUCGAACUGUGAGUCAAGGGAAAACGUGAACCCAAAACGCAAGGAAGUGCAGAAAAGUAAACAGACACAACUGUCACAGUGUGAUUCGUCUCUCGAUACUAAACCAACCAAACGUGAAGAGGCAUCCGGCCCUGAGAAGCUGUCCUCGGCUGGAAGGGAUGUUUCUAAGGUCUCGGCUGGAAGGGAUGUUUCUAAGGCCUCGGCUGGAAGGGAUGUUUCUAAGGUCUCGGCUGGAAGGGAUGUUUCUAAGGUCUCGGCUGGAAGGGAUGUUUCUAAGGCCUCGGCUGGAAGGGAUGUUUCUAAGGUCUCGGCUGGAAGGGAUGUUUCUAAGGCCUCGGCUGGAAGGGAUGUUUCUAAGGUCUCGGCUGGAAGGGAUGUUUCUAAGGUCUUGGCUGGAAGGGAUGUUUCUAAGGCCUCGGCUGGAAGGGAUGUUUCUAAGGUUAGGAAAGUGGAGAAACCCACAAAUCCGAAGAUGAUCCAAACGGUGAUCAAAUUUACAAAGAUUGACAAAGAGGGUAACAAGGAAAGUUCAUCAAAAUCAGAGACAGUUCCCGCAUCAGCAACAGCUACAUCAGCCCCACCCACCACAGUGGCUAGCAUCACUGCUGCAGUUCCACCACCUGCUAAAAUCCCCGUGUCCUGUGGUCCAGCCAUCUCUCAAUCUGUAAAUACUUCAGCACUCCCCAGCCUAAAUGGUGUACCUUUCCGACCGUUGUUAAAUGUAGCUAAGGGCAAUGUGGUUCCAGGUAAAUCUACAUUGAGGCUUCCAUGUACUAUCGCAUCCAAGGUGCCGGGUUUUUUAGACACGUCAAAUGCCAACAAGAAACAAUAUUAUCUGUUCACAGUAAAUGGACAGAAUGUUUUGGUUCCAAUUUCCAAUGACGUUAUGAAACCAACUGCGUAUAUGUUGAAGGGAAAUACAUUGAGCGCAUUAUCCAACACGACCUCAGUCACAACGAACACGCCAACUGUAUCGACUGCCGCUGGUGGCCCGGGAAACAAUCUUUUAGUACAGAGACUUACAACCGCUUUGCAAAGCCAAGCUCUGAAACGUAAGACCGAUACUGUUCCUCAGCAUACACCGCCUAGUAAAGCAUCCAAGCUGACAGAAGAGAAGGUGGAUACAGUCAAACCCACCCCGGAACAACCAGCAGGGAUUCGGAUCAAGCCCGAGCCUGUAACACACGGGUAUGGGGAUGAAAAACCCUUGGAAUCAACACCCAGGAAAAAGGCAAGGAAACAAGAAGUGAAAAUCAAACAGGAACCCGUUGAUACUGAAUGGCGGGAGGUGUGGAGCACUAGUGCCGUGCCAGUGGAGCAUCCCGAUAAUGCGCCGACUCUAAAGAAACAGUCACCAACGUCUACAACAGUGUCAAGAGAUGGCUCUGCUUCCACGCCAGGAGGGUCGCGGUCUGAGGAUACCAUGCCUACUCUUCCCAUGAUGCAACUUCCCAGUACGAAAGACAGAGCUCACAAGAUGGCUGCCCACAAUGACCGCGUGGAGCGUCUCAAGGCUGUUCUGAGGCAGAAGGAGAAAGAAAUUGAGGAUUUGAAGAAGAAAAGGGUGGAGGAUGAUUUCUAUGGUAUUGACGACAAAGAAUGUGACACACACCGAACGCUAGAAGACGUGAAACAUGUACAUACUGUGAAGACUGAAUCUGUGUCAAGAUAGUGGUGAACUUCAAUGGAAUGACCAGAAGUCCUUACAAUAAUGUCAUAUAAAUAGUCGAAUAGUUAUGUGUCAGCAAUUUCAUAGAUUACUGUAAUUUACUGUUACGUUGUUUGUAAUAUCUGUGAUAAUUAUAUGAUUUUUAUAUCAUUAUUAUUUAAUAUGACAUAAUAGUUCCAUAUGAAAAUGUAUUGGGUGGAGAAUACACCCUGAUUUGUGAGGCAUGCCAGUUCCUUUAUCUAAAAUCAGGGUUAUGAGAGUGUUACUCCAAACGGGAUUGCAGAAUAUUUAGGAACCAUGAAUGUAUCACAGUGAAAUCAUAUGCAUCAAAAUGUUCAUCGUUCAAAGUUACACAACAAGCACCUCCCAGUCUAAAUACCAAAGAUUAUAUCAGUCAAGAUGUGAAGUACGACACGUGCUGAACAAUUCCAUGGACGUCGUACAAAACGCUUACUGUUAUCGCCUCAUAUGCUCAUAUUUCUGAAACCUAACCAGCAACCCAUGCUUGUCGUAAGAGGCGACAAACGGGACUGGGUGGUCAGACUCGCUGACUUGGUUGAUACGUGUCAUCGUAUCCCAUGCGUAGAUCGAUGCUCAUGAUGUCAAUCACUGGAUUGUCUGGUCCUUAAUAGAUUAUUUACCGACCGCCGUCAUAUAGCUGAAAUAUAGCUGAGUGCGGCGUUAAACAACAAACAUAAUUCUAAGAGGAUCACAUAAUGCUGACGUGAAGAAACUGUUGUAUAUGUAUAUCCAAUGCUUGAAUGGCCGUACGUUCUUUGCAUAAUCAACUGCUGUGUUUUGUCAACAUGAAACAUAUUAAUUGUUUUCAUAAAUUUGUAUAUAUUUCCACAUGUCCUAAGUUGUACCCCUUAUCUGUGCCGGAAUCCGCUGAUCGCUAUUUCUAAUCUCAGAUUUAUCCCGAUUAUGAUCCUUGGUUUGUCGGCAUUAUGUACCUGCCCGUCACAGCUGACACUUGUCGUAAGAGGCGACUGACGGGAUCGGGUGGUCGGGCUCGCUGACUUGGUUGAUAUAUCCCAAUUGCGUGAUUCGAAGCUCAUUAUGUCAAUCACAGGAUUUCUGAUCCUGACUCGAUG
Molecule: messenger RNA, 4823 nt
Organism: Haliotis rufescens (red abalone)
Lineage: Eukaryota; Metazoa; Mollusca; Gastropoda; Lepetellida; Haliotidae
Product: flocculation protein FLO11-like
Exons: 3
Coding region: 178-3732 (1184 amino acids)
Source: RefSeq, a predicted model, not a curated record